GAGACUGAGAGGUUAGGACUGGGAGCACCGAGAAAAGCAGGUGGGAGCAGGUGGAAGGAGGAAGGAGAGCGAAGUGGGCCCGUGGGAAGAACCAGGACUUUGGGGGGUACGGGGACGCCAAAAAUUGGGAGCAGAGGGACACGCCAUUCCUGGCUUCCUUUUAGUUGGUUUGCUAUGAGGGUCGGGCCUGGUGUGGGGAAGGGAAUCUGGGGUGAGGCAUAGACUGUGUGUAGGGACCGGGUUUGUGUGAGGGGCAAGUGCUGUGAGUCCCUUCGAGCAUGUGUGCCUUGGCCUGGCCCUGGAUACCAUUGCUCCCGCCGGAGGAGAACCUGAAGGCCUUAGGGGUCUAUGAAUUGGCUGGUCGGUGGGCACGAGGGCUGUUUACCGAGUGAGUGUCCCGGACCUUCGUUUAGGAGCUAGACACAGGUGCACCGUCUAUUGCAGAGGCCUGCGGUCGCCUACUUUUACUGGUCAUUUCUCCUGGCUGGCUGGCUAGCCAGGCGCGGUGCCAACGAUAGGGACGCGAGGAAGAAGGUGGCUUGUGCCAAGUAAGAAGUCAAUGGUUAGUGGGUGGGCAGGACAGUUUUGAUCUGGACCCAGGGCCACAGAGUCAAGCUCUCUGUUUAUUGCCCAAGUUCUGGCAGUAGGCAUUACCUGGGCAUUUGCCCUGGUGACUGGUGGUAUGCCAGUCACAGCAUAGUCCUGGGGUCUGCCCAGUUCUGCCCUGCUGAGUUGAGUUGGCAGGCUCGUUGAUGCCUGGAGGGUGCGCAUGCUGCCUGUCGCAGAUGUCCUGUGGGCUGGUGCGAAUGGAUAGGUGGGCACUGUCACUGCGAGCCCCCUUUUUGAAGUGAUCUGAGAACGUUUUCUACUAAUCACAUGGCCCCCUUGAAAGGCGAGGAAGGAGAGAGCCGUAGGAAAGAAACUAUGGAAUAGGGCAGGGUCCGAGACAUGACUUUUUUCAGCCAGUUUUGAGAACGGGAAGGAGUGUGAAGGAGAAUAUGAAUAAUAGACAUGGUAGGUGAAAUUUCCACCACUAAAAUACACAUUCUCCAGGAAUGGCAAUUCAGAAAAUGCAGAUCAAAAGAAAAACGACUUUAGAGAAAACCUAGCAAUACAUUUAUGGUUCUAACUGAGGUUCUUCACAGGUUUAUGGCUGAUAAAUUCACUUUCUAUAGCCUUAUUGCUUUAUUAUAUGUAAGCCUUAGCUUGGGCUUUCACCUCACACCUCUCUGCACGCAUGUCAUACACGUGACACAUUUAAAGGGAAUGUGAGCUCUCAGGAAUGUUGCCAAGUAGCUAUAAAAGGAGAGUACUGAACUGCUGUGUGUCCCAGCCUCCCCUCUUAACCCUUUGAUCGGCCUGUUCAUCCCAAACUCAAAACUCCCCAGAGAUUGUGGGUCACACCAGCUUUUAACUUGGUUGGUAUGCUUGUCCCUAUGGUUUCAUCUUAGACUAAGGGGUAUAUUGGACCACACCUGAUAAUUAGACCUUGAGGUGAUCCCAGUCUUUGAAAAUGCAGUCUUGACCUUCAAGUUGUUCAGGUAGUUUGGUGACUACUAAACUGCUUGGGUUGCCAGAGACUCUGCUGAACUGAGAGUAAUCCAUAUGCACAGAGUACCUGUGCUCCGUCUUCCGGCCCUCUUAGACAUGGAGAGGAAAAUCCCAUCCAGAGAGAGCCCCAGAAGACUGUCCGCCAAGCCCGGCCGAGGCACGGAGAUGAAGAAGCUAGCGCGACCCCUUGGCGUGGUGGCAGCUGACUCAGACAAGGACUCUGGCUUCUCAGAUGGGAGCUCAGAAUGUUUGAGCUCCGCAGAGCAGAUGGAGUCAGAGGACAUGCUGAGCGCCUUGGGCUGGAAGAGAGAAGACAAGCUGAGGCAGCCCUCCAAAGCUGCGAACAGUGCCCUCCCCACGCUGUCCCCUAUGGUCGUCAUGAAGAACGUGCUGGUCAAGCAGGGCAGCAGCUCCUCCCAGCUUCAGUCCUGGACUGUCCAGCCCUCCUUUGAAGUGAUCUCAGCGCAGCCACAGCUCUUUGUCCUUCAUCCACCUGUGCCAUCUCCUGUCAGCUCAUGCCAGACUGGUGAGAAAAAGUCAGAAUCCAGAAACUACUUGCCCAUUCUAAAUUCUUAUACCAAAAUAGCCCCCCACCCAGGCAAGAGGGGCCUCAAUUCAGAAGACAGAGGAACAAGUGGGGUAUCGAAGAAACUCUGCACGGAGAGACCGGGGCCAAGCCUGUCUUCCAGUGAGCCAGCCAAGACUGGCCGAGUGUUAUCCAGUCCUUCCACUCCAGCCCCACCCAGCUCCAAACUCACUGAGGACUCCGCUCUGCAAGGAGUCCCCUCCCUUGGGGCUGGCGGAAGUCCACAGACUCUUCAGCCUGUGUCCAGCAGUCAUGUGGCUAAAGCUCCCAGUCUGACCUUUGCUUCACCCGCCAGCCCUGUGUGUGCGUCUGACAGCACUCUGCAUGGCCUAGAGAGCAGCUCCCCUCUCUCCCCACUGUCAGCCAGUUACAGUUCACCUCUGUGGGCUGCGGAGCACCUCUGCCGCAGCCCAGACAUCUUCUCCGAGCAGAGGCAGAACAAGCAUAGGCGCUUUCAGAAUACCUUAGUGGUCCUCCACAAGUCUGGUUUGCUGGAAAUCACUCUGAAAACCAAGGAGCUGAUUCGUCAGAACCAAGCAACUCAGGCGGAGCUGGACCAGCUGAAGGAGCAAACCCAGAUGUUUAUAGAGGCCACUAAGAGCAGGGCUCCUCAGGCAUGGGCCAAGUUGCAGGCAUCACUAACAUCUGGGUCCAGUCAUUCAGGCAGUGACCUAGACACGCUGUCUGAUCACCCAGACGUAUAGCACAGAAACAUUUUCCAGUCAUUUGAGUUAACUCCUUUGCUAUUACAACUACACUGGUUUUCCACAGCCUAUUUAAGAGCUUUUCUUUCUGAACUCACCCACAAAGCCACGUGCCAGCCCCUGGCUGCUGUCUUAGUCUGUGGUCCGUGCACAGGUUAAGUGUGUUAAGUUCCUCUGAGGAACUCCAGCUGGAAGUAUCUGUGAGCCCCUUUUCCUUGACCUGCAGGCACUUAGCUGGAUCUUGGGACAAAGGAGAGAUGGCUGUGUGUGUCUUUCAGCUGUCCCUUCCCAUCCUCCUCCUCCUCACUGUCCAGGGUCAGGGUACAGUGACAUGGACGAGUGUACACAGUGACACUUGUCCAACCAAGGAGUAGGUGACCUAAGGAUCCCUUCACUGUCCUCCCUCAAGUAUGUUAGUCACGGAGAAAAAGAAGAGGAUACGUUUGCGUUCUACCAGGCGUUGUGCCUGUGAGUGAAACCUUUGGGUGCUUUGGGCACAGGCGCCUGGGUACAAGCACUUACGGCCUAAGGCUUUGUUCCUUACACGUGAAGUUAAAGGGGAAAGGGCAACGCCAUCUGACUCACACACUGACCACACACUAGAUCUCACCUAUACAAGUAGGCAAUACUUCAGAUUUUUAACAAAUAGAAUGGAUUUAAUACUGUCUGGAAUUGUAUUUGAUGAAUUGCUUUUUGAUUUAAGGGUCAAAGAAGCCAGCAUUUUUGGUCACUAGCUGGAAGGUUUUGUUAAUUUAUACUUGAAAUAGCACAGACUAUCUAAAAGGCUUGAGAUGGGGCUGCAGGAUGGCUCAGUGAGUAAAGGUGCUUGCUGCCAGUGACCUGAAUUUGAUCCCCUGAACCCACACGAGAGAAGGAGAAUUUACUACUGCAGAUUGUCCAUCAAAUGUGCACACACACACAAUAAAUAAACUAAUCUAAAAUUAAAAUUACAAGCUAUCAUCAACAUCAAAACAAGGUAAACAAUCCAAAGCUUGAGAUGACUUCAGUGGGUCCUCAGGGUCUCGUGUAAGUCCACCCUCUGUUGUCUCUUGUCUGUACUUCGCCCAGUUGUUCUGCGAGGGAAAACUGAUUGUGUUUAUACAUUUAAAUGAAAUAAAACCCCAAGGCCACAACAAUCAGAAAGGAUCCUUCCCUGUUCUCACGCAUGCCCUGUGAUGAUGGGGCCGCCGUGGAGCGGUCUUGCAUCUCGGGUUGGAUGUGGACAGCAGAGCUGAAGUGUGGUGUCCCUCUCAGAGGCGGGUCUUGGGGGGAAGAGCCUGGGGAGUCUCCAUGUCUUCAGUUUCCCUGUGCCGUGCCGGGAACGAAGUGUCUGAAUGGUAAAGAUCCAAAGGCUCGUAUCCUCUGUUAUAAUUUUCAUCCUCCUGGAAAUCUUUGUUCUUUAUGAAUUAACUUGGUUUUUAUGACCAGUAUCUUUUUCUGCAGAGAGAAUAAAUGUUCUUGGGGGCUUUACUAGGUCAGGAGUUAAAGGAUCCCAUUUAUUACAGAGUUGGUUGUGAUUCUAACAUAAUUUAAAAAGUAUAAGACUCAGGUUGGCUCUACUCUGUUCAUAAAGAUAUAUGAUUUAGAUAUGAUUGGUUUAAAAAUAAUCAACUUGGUAAAAUCUCUAUUCUUUGGUCAACAUAGCACUGUUACCUGCUGUUUGCUUUCUGAAAGUUUCCAAAAUCAGAGUCAGUGUUUCUGGGCAGGCUUGGCUCCUCGUGCUGUGCUUCCGAAUCAGUAUGGUAUUGUGGCCAUUCUGCACUCCACUAGGAAGCAGCCUUUGUGGCAGAACAUUUGGCAGGAAAGCUGUAGAGACGGGUGCAUUCAGAGCAGCCUGGGCACCAGCCGUGAGGUGCCCGUGUGUCAGAAGGCUGGAAGCUCUUGCUGGGAGCCAAAUAUUACCCCACUGGAAAAGCCCUCUAGUGCUGUAAGCCUCUUGGUCUCUUCUUAGAUUUGGGUUUUUAUUUCCCUUCCUGUCCCCAUGAAAGAUGAUGAAAACCACCUUGGAUUCUCACUGCCCAGUGGUGGGAGGGUUAGCGCCCCCCACCUCUACCCCCAGUCACUGCUCCUCUGUGAUCUUAGAGGCACAGCUGCAAGUCUCUAGGCUGUUAGCAUAGCGCUCUGUUCCUGGUGCAGCUGGAAGCAGGUGUACUCCAGGAGAGAAGCUAGCUAGAUCUUAGAAGGAGCACUCCUUUGAGGCCAGAGGCCAGACCAGCCCUUGGAGGAAGUCCUGAGUGGACUGGAGGAGUCUUCAUUGGUUGCCCAAGGCUGUAAGUAGCAGAGGCCUCUGCAUGGUAUGAGCUCUUACGAAGCGUUAUGUAGGACUGCUGUCUCCCCAAGGUGAGAAGUUUAUUUUUAACUCAGAUCAACCCACAGAACCUUUGUAUUGGCAAUAUUGAAACACAUUUAGAAAGGUUCCUGACUGAAAUUGGCUAUAGAACUUACUGUCAUUUAUAAUUUGCUAUAUUGUUUUUUUACUGAUUAUGGUAUCCUCUGACUUUUCUUCUCUAGUAUGAUUCCUUCAGCAUACAAGUUACUCUUGCACAUAUACGGAAGUGGCUUUUUAGCCAUAUCCUCCUUAGGGUAGAGACUAUUUACCAAAUGUGAAUUCUUCUAAGUGUGAAGUUAUGUAGAAAUUGACUGUGAAAUGUCAAAGAAAAAAAAUAAAAGUCACUUACUUGAAAGCAA
Mus caroli (Ryukyu mouse) is the source of this 5529-nucleotide messenger RNA. Lineage: Eukaryota; Metazoa; Chordata; Mammalia; Rodentia; Muridae. The record is from RefSeq and is a predicted model, not a curated record.